ACAGAUCACUUGGAAAAAAAAAAAAUUAAAGCAAAACAUAUCAAAAAACAAAAAUAAUCAGAUUGAGCAGGUCAUUUCAGGUUGACCCGAAAAUAAAACAGAUCAGGUCGGGUCACAAUUUUCAACUCGAAAAACUAAAUAGAUCAGGUUCAGGUUAGGGGUUUCUGACUCGAAACCGAGAUAACCCGAACACGAAAGUGACCUGACCUGAUUUGUUUGCCACCUCUAAAUAUAGGGAUAUAAACUAAGUAUUUUUCCCGGCUAAAAAAAGAAAAACUAAUUUGCAGUUGUACAUUUCUUUGAAAAUCUGUUUUCCAUGAAAUUUUGAAAAAGUUUCUCAUUAAUCCAAAUGAGGCCUAAAUAAACUUGUAUUUAUCCAAGAAUUUGAGCCAUACCCAAAAAAAAAACAAGAAAAAAAAAAAAGGAAGGGGAAGUGAACCUGUUCCCAAACCAUUCCAUAUUUCCUCUUUCCAGAACUUUAACGCUACCCUUUUGUUUUUUUUUUUUGAAUAGUAACUAUUCUUCUUCUAGGGUUUCUUUUCGUAUAUUCGAUCAUCAAUUUCUUCUCAGAAUUUGGGGAUUUCAGCUGAUUGAAUUCAACCAGAGUUGAAAUUGAUCAACUAUUUGUAUUAAUUAUUAAUUUAGAGCUGAUUUAUUUCAUUUGUAUGGAUUCGAAUAAUUGUCCACCUGCUCAAAAUGGAGCUCCACCUCCAAUGAAUGGUCACGAUUGGCGGAGUCAUCUUCUGCCGGUGUCUCGCGAACGAAUGGUCAAUAAGAUAAUGGAAACUUUGAAGAGACAUCUCCCAUAUUCUGGCCAAGAAGGGCUGCAAGAACUCAAGCAGGUCGCCAUUAUAUUUGAAGAAAAGAUAUAUAGCGCUGCUACAAGCCAGUCUGAUUAUCUGAGGAAGAUAUCAUUGAAGAUGCUCACAAUGGAGUCACGAUCUCAGAAUUCACUCCCAAAUGCUUCGCCUUCCAACUCUUCUAGCAUGAGCAGAAAUCCCCAGGAAGAAGAUUUGCCAAUUGAUAAUUUGUCAAUUGAUGAGGCAGAGCAGCCACCACAAAGGCAGCAGCUGCAACACACUACCCCAAUUAAUGAGGAGCACUGACAGCGAACAAUUAGGAAGAUGACAAAAUUACUUUGUAAUUACUUUGUAUAUAAUGGAGAGGAGUGAAUGAAAGAGGGCAUUCAAUUAUUUUGUAAUUUAUGCCCUAGGAGAUUGAUCGCCUAAAGCGCUUAUGGAGAUUGGUAGGCUAAAUGUAUUACCCUUGUGUGAAACGCUUCUUUUAGUUUAUGCAAAAAAUUAAACUUUCCCUUA
Messenger RNA from Chenopodium quinoa (quinoa), 1316 nucleotides. RefSeq names its product mediator of RNA polymerase II transcription subunit 15a-like. The transcript has 4 exons. Gene Ontology annotation, molecular function: chromatin DNA binding; transcription coactivator activity. NCBI's taxonomy places the organism in Eukaryota, Viridiplantae, Streptophyta, Magnoliopsida, Caryophyllales, Amaranthaceae. Gene Ontology annotation, biological process: regulation of DNA-templated transcription. The record is from RefSeq and is a predicted model, not a curated record. Bases 666 to 1106 code for a protein of 146 amino acids.